AUGGAUGACAUCGGCUCCUGCUGUGAGAUACGAGUACAGAGUAGGCUGCCAUCCAGGCUUGCCGGCCCAGCUGACGUGGCCACAGUGGCCAACUACCUUCUCCACCGCCACACCGUCUUUAAGACGCUGGUUGCUCACCGGCAGUACGAGCAUGUAGCCCCCCAGAUCGGCGGGCAGCUUGUCCGCAAGACGAGGCGACUUCUCGCUGCACUAAAAUCAGGAAAGAGCCCCUCAGCCCGAAGCGGUGGUGGCCCACUGAGGAAAUUCUGGUGCACGAUUGGCAUGUGCGCCAUGUUCCCAGGAGUCCCUGAAGCAAACCAGCCUCCGCAGGCCAGCAUUCUCGCGAGCAGUCCGCAAGAGGAUGAGAGGAGGCAGAGGGACAGGUGGCCGGGCGAGUACAACAAUCGCCAGCAGCAGAAGGGCAGAAGCCAGAGCUCGAGGCAGUUGGAAAACGAGAUAAGCAGCACCUCGUGA
Messenger RNA from Grosmannia clavigera kw1407, 474 nucleotides. RefSeq lists its product as uncharacterized. Bases 1 to 474 code for a protein of 157 amino acids. The record is from RefSeq and is a predicted model, not a curated record. The transcript has 3 exons. Lineage: Eukaryota; Fungi; Ascomycota; Sordariomycetes; Ophiostomatales; Ophiostomataceae.